Messenger RNA from Lentinula edodes (shiitake mushroom), 4346 nucleotides. RefSeq names its product TPR-like protein. Lineage: Eukaryota; Fungi; Basidiomycota; Agaricomycetes; Agaricales; Omphalotaceae. Bases 34 to 4305 code for a protein of 1423 amino acids. Gene Ontology annotation, cellular component: Ski complex. The transcript has 16 exons. The record is from RefSeq and is a predicted model, not a curated record. Gene Ontology annotation, molecular function: protein binding.
UUACUUGUGCAAUCACAUAUCGGAUUAUGAAGCAUGUCUUCUAUCGUUAAAACCAAGCUGAAGAAUGCCCGCGAUUUCCUGGGGAAAAAAAAUUUUGCUGGCGCCAAGGAUGCUGCUUUGCAAGUGCUACAAUACGAGGCUGACAACUACAACGCAAAUGUUUUCCUUGGCCUUGCAUCAUUAGAAUUGGGGGAAUUCAGUGAAGGAGAGCAAGCCUACAAGCGAGCGACUGAACUGAAUCCCGAUCAGUUACUUGCCUGGCAGGGUUUAUCACAAUUUUAUGAGCGUACCAAAGAUUGGGAGAAAUAUUCUGAUGUUCUUCGACGUCUGGUGGAUAUGCAUGCAAAAUCUAACGAUUCUGUCAAGUGUGCAGAAACGCUACAGAAGUACAUAGACCUGCAACGUGAACGGGGAACUUCCGCCCAGUUAAUAGAUGCACUCUAUCUUCUGCUUCCUGAUUCUGCGCUUUAUCAAGCAUUAUCGAACUUACCCCCUCCCGACCCAACAAACCCCACUUCGACUACUACGUUCCUAGUUCAGACUGCCAUAUACAACUCCUUGAUCGUCAUCGAAGAAUUGAUCACGAUAUUGGAGGGAGAUGAAGAUAACUACCUGAAAAAGGAGCUUGAAAGGCGAAGAACACGUCUUAAUGCUGGUCCCUCCGACCAAAUUCGAAAGGAGAUUGGGCGCGAAGUUUGGGGAAAAUCACGACUACCGUUUCUCUACAACCAAGUUUUGGAUCAUCCUAAUACAGACGAUAUACUGCGGCGCCAGACCGACUCAAAACUGUUACGGUAUAAAUACCAGUACAUGUGUUCUUUACCGAACAGCGCAAACACAAUAGCAACGAAAGAAGAGGUCAUGAAAGAGAUCGAGGGAUUGAUUAGCGGCACGGUUCUACUGCACAUACCGGAUGAACUGGCAUGGACGCUUUUCCUCGAGAGAAAAGAUGUUGCUCAUAUCGAUGAUUAUGGUGUUGCUCUCCUUCAAGAGUUCAUGGAAUUGUUUCCAUCACAUUCACUCACCACGUUGCUGAAGGGCUACUUCAUCUAUAUGCAAAUUCCGAUAUCUGAAGGUGCCAGAGACGAUGACAACGCAGUUGAAGAUACGGACGUAGGGUACGACAUGGUAUUGGAAGCCUUCCCCUCAGUUUCAACUUCCUUAAUUGCCGCACGUAUUGUUAGUGAAAUACACCUUCUUGAGACGGAUUACGAUAAUGCCAUCCAAAUUGUAGAGAGUGGCUUACGAACUUUGGCGAAAUUUGAGCAGGAUAACGGGAAAAUCUUAUCCAACGUUCGACUUGCUUUCCAAGCGACCCUCGCAACUUCUCUCGUACAUUUAUAUCCACCCAAGCACCAUCGUAGAGCUCUCCAGUUAGUCGACGAGAUUCUUCUUGUCUCACCAGAGAAUAUUGCUGCGAUUAUGGGAAAGGGCUACAUACUCGAAGCCAGCCAUGAAUGGGAAAAAGCUGCGGAGAAGUUUGCCAAGGUAUUCGAGUUAUUGAGUACAGAACAUGACGAGGGAUUAAGAGCACAGGAAGAGUAUGCAUGGUGCAUCAGCAGAAACGGCGAUGUCCAAGGAGGGAUCGACUCCUUACAAAAUGUUUUGCAUAUUUUGAAUGGCUUGGAAGGUCGAGACCACGAUCGCGCUAGAUGCCACUGGAGGCUAGGGAAAUGUCUAUGGAACCUAGACAGCGAAAAGAUUAUCGAGGGAUUCCAAAAUUUUAUCGCGGCCCUAAAAUGUGAUCCGAACUAUGCACCGGCAUUUACGUGUCUGGGAAUCUACUACUCUGAGCAUCUGUCUCCCUCAGACCCCGCACGAGCUUCUAAAUGUUUCCAAAAAGCAUUCGAACUUGACUCGCGCGAAGCUGACGCAGCACAUCGACUCGCGAAAGGGUUCGCAGACGAACAAGAGUGGGAUCUCGUUGAAGUCGUUGCUCGAAGAACCAUAGAAGGCGAGGGUGGUUUGGAUGGAGGGUUGCAAAAGAUAGAGGAAAAUGUCGCCGGGAAAUAUCUUCCAACCAACGCUUGGGCCUGGAAAGCCCUCGGAGUAGUCAGUUUGAUGAAUCGAAGUUACGUACCUGCUAUAAAUGCCCUUCAGGUAGCUUUGAGGGCUGAGCCUGAAGACUCGCUCACUUGGUUAAGGUUAGGUGAAGCGUAUCUCAAAUCUGGCCGACAUAGCGCAGCUCUGAAGGCACUUCAACGAUCGCAAGAGUUGCAUGACGAAAAUGAUUGGCUUUGUUCUUACUUUGUCGCUGAAGUAUAUCGUCAGACUGGACAGUACGAGGAUGCGAUUAAUCAACUUGAAAUGGUGCUUUCCUCGAAACCCACCGAAUUCAGCGUGCUCACUGCUUUGGCUCAAACUCACCUCGAUUUUGGACGUGCCAAAUCUUCGGAUGGAUUUGUAGCAAGGGCUGAACGUGCCCUUGUGGAAUCAAUACGAAUAUCUCUCAAAGCUAUAGCGAAGAGUACUGGGUUCCGGACGGUGAUAUGGAAGACGGUGGCCGAUGCGUUGUAUUUCCUAUCCACCAAAGACGCAUUCUGUGAUCUGGAUGUGGUCCAUUCUGUUUUGGUAGACGUCAAAAGUGUGCUAGGAAGUCCCAGCAAUCGAAUAGCGGAUAUCAUAGCAUACCGAUCUCAAGAUGAUCUCCAUUUGGAUAGCAAUGGUAUCUUAGAGGUUGCAAUAGCCGCAUACGACCGUCGUAUCGAGCUGGGGUCUCCUGAAAGUGUCGCGGUCGGCAGCGCAUGGUUCGAUUAUUCUAUUUCCUUGCGUUCUUUAACACAAAGAAUCCCCGAUGGUGACAGAAAGACAAAGGUCACAGAUCAGCUCUCCAAGGCCCUCAUAGAAGCUAUUCGCAUUGCUCCCACUAAUGAUACUUACUGGGUAGCUCUUGGGGAUUUCCAUUUUUCCCAACAGCCAAAGACAGCACAACAUGCCUAUAUCAAGGCCAUAGAGAUUGAUUCUAAGAAUGCAAGAACUUGGACCAACCUGGGAUUGCUGUUCUACUAUCACAAUGAUUUCGAGCUGGCAAAUGAAGCCUUCUACCGUGCUCAAAGCGCUGACCCCGAUUAUACGUUGGCAUGGUUCGGCCAGGCUCUAAUUGCAAUCAUUAAUGGUCACACUUUGGGGGCUACUAGCAUACUGGAGCACGCAGUUGGACUAGCAAAUACUUUGCCGGAAGUUGAUUUUCAGUAUGCGUCAAGUAUUUUCGCCCGAACGAAGGAAAGUGGCAAAAACCGAUCAUCUUCGUCGACCACGGAUGCCCUUCUACCUGUAUAUUUCGUCUUGGAUCGUUAUGUCAAAUCACGGCCUAACGACCCAACGGCUUUGCAUCUCUACGCACUCGUGUGUGAGAGUGUGGGUCAAUUAGAGAUUGGCGUUGAUCUGAUCACCCGGGCUAUCGCUCUAUUAGAAGCCUCAUACGAACAGACUGAGGAUACCGAAAUCGAGCGACAGUUCACCAUUGCGCAUUCAAAUAUUGGUCGGCUCAAGCUUUCGCUUGAUGACUAUGAAGGAGCCCUAGAAUCGCUUGAAACUACUUUAGGACUUCUUUCUGAGGAGGAGGAUGAAACGACGAUGCUGUUGAGGGCUCAGGCGCAAUUUGGGUCUGGAAUUGCACACUUUCGAAUAGGCAAUCUGGAGACUGCAGUGGAGUUUUUCGAAAAGGCUAUUGGUUCGGCUACAAAUAAUGAAUUCGUGCAAGGUGAAAUCACAGUGAUGCUUGCCCAGACAUUAUGGGCUAUUGGAACUUCGGAAUCAAGAGAUCAAGCGAAGACACGGCUCUUAGAAUGCAUAGCAAUGGAUCCUGAAAACCUCACCGCGAUCAACACUCUGGCCGCAAUGGGGAUCUUGACAGAUGAUGAAAGUUUGAUAGAUGCAGCAUUAUCUGAAAUCCUUGCAUUGCCUGUCGAUCGCAAACUUGAGCUCGACCCUCAGCGCAACGUCGAUCAUCUAUUAAUCCAGCAUUAUCUAGGACAGGACAAUGCUGAAAAAGCACUGCGUGUUGCUCAGAGUGCGGUAUAUGCAGACCCUGGACGGCUUGAAACUAGAAACCAAAUGGCCACUCUGUUAUUCCAGAUGCAACAACAUCAAUCAAUAGUCUCAGUAUUAUCUGGACCAUCUACUGAAUAUUCGCUAGAAAUUGAGAGUACUCUCAAGCUGCGGGCCGUUGCGGAGGCAUUGUCAAUGGAUAACAAAGCUAACCGUACAAGAGCUGUACAUCUUGCCCAGAAGAACAUCAUGAUAAGGCCAUCUAAUGCGGACAACUGGCGUAUACUAGCAAUUGUAGAUACAUGUACGAAGUGAAAGGGGAUGAGACUGUAAAUUACAACGAAAAGUAACACAGC